Molecule: messenger RNA, 840 nt
Organism: Penicillium digitatum Pd1
Lineage: Eukaryota; Fungi; Ascomycota; Eurotiomycetes; Eurotiales; Aspergillaceae
Product: nucleotide diphosphatase
Molecular function (GO): nucleoside triphosphate diphosphatase activity
Source: RefSeq, a predicted model, not a curated record
AUGACAGACUCCAAAGAAGCCUUUCUGUCCCACAUAGAAGAAUUUGACACCACUGAGUCCGACCCACCCCCAGCCUACGAAACACCUCUCUUGAAAGUUAACCGCGGGGCACCUCUUCCACGCCCGCCACCCCUCGAUCUCCCAGUCCUGAACAGCCUCCGCAGCCAGCGCGUAAUCCUCGCCUCGCAGUCACCACGCCGAAAGCAAAUAAUCUCCUUCCUGGGCCUCCCGAACAUAGAAAUCAUUCCCUCGAACGCCUCAGAAGAUCUACCAAAAAGCCUAAGCCCAUUCGAGUAUGUGCUAGCAACAGCAACGAAAAAGGCCCAUGCUGUCUAUGAAAAAGAAACCAACGACGAGACCAAGAGAGAGCCAGCCUUAAUCCUAGCCGCAGACACGGUCGUCGUCGACCCGUCCACCGGCUCGAUCCUCGAAAAGCCUCGCUCCGAAGCACACCACAUGGCUAUGCUGCGCUCGCUACGUGAUGCCCGAAACCACAAGGUCUAUACGGCGCUUGUGGCUAUGGCUCCUUUGGCUAGUGCGCGGGACCCGGGGUAUGCCAUUGAGAGUACCGUUGAGGAGACAUCGGUGCGGUUUGAUAUCGAUGUUACGGAUGAGUUGAUUAUGGCUUAUGUGCGUACGCGUGAGGGCGCGGAUAAAGCCGGUGGCUAUGGGUUGCAGGGGCUUGGGUCUAUUCUUGUUGAGAAGAUUGAUGGCAGUUAUGACAAUGUGAUUGGGUUGCCGCUCAAGGCGACGCUCAGAGUUAUUGAAACUGUCAUGCUGAAGGCGGAUGAUGACAAGGGGCUGCCUGGGGAUGGCGAGGAGAGUGAGGAUGAGGAAUGA